Molecule: messenger RNA, 2426 nt
Organism: Schistosoma spindalis
Lineage: Eukaryota; Metazoa; Platyhelminthes; Trematoda; Strigeidida; Schistosomatidae
Source: the annotation of a GenBank genome assembly
AUGAACCUAUGGGAUAAUUCAAUGAAACUUUUACAAGUUCAAGUAUUUUUUCGUCAUGGUGCAAGAACACCUUUAUUUCAUGUUAAAUCACCUAUUUUUCCUGAAGCUAUAUGGUCUCCAGAAUUAUCAACAGAUUUACCGCAUACAUUAUUUCCUUAUCGUUUAAUUGAUAUAUCUACCCAGAAACAAAUUCAAUUAUCAUCUGAUUAUUUAGAUAAAUUAUUUGUAUUACCUGGUGGUAAUAAAGUUGGUGAAUUAACUAAAACUGGUCAACAAGAUGCAUAUAAUUUAGGUAUACGUUUAAGAAAACAAUAUAAAGACAAUGAUCAUUUUCUUUCCUAUCAAUUUCAAUCAUCACAAUUUUAUUUAAGAACUACUUUCAUUGCUAGAACUAUUAAAUCAUUACGUUGUGUUAUGGCUGGUUUAUAUGGUGAUAAUAUAUCAUUAACUGAACCUGUUAAUUUUGAAUGUGAUCAAUUAAAUAAUGAAAUACUUUAUCCAAAUCCACAUAUAUCUGAAUCACUUAUACAAUUAUUCAAUGAUGGUAUUAUUGAAUGUAAUAAAUCAAAAACAUUUCAAGAAAUGAAACAAAAAUUAAAAAAUAUUUUAGGUGUUGAUAAACUAUUGGAUUGUGUUGAACAACGAUCUACAGAUUAUGAUUGUCCAAUUUAUUUUGUAAGAGAUGAUUAUUUAGCUCGUAAGUACGCCGGUUUCCCUAUACCAGCUGAAUUGGAAAAAUUGUUACCAGAAAUGAAUAAAUUAUGCUCAGAAGAAUUAUUGCAUGAAUUUCUGGGCAAACGAAAAGAUUGGAAGAAAAAUGUUCAUAUUGUAUUAAGUGAUCUAUUUUCACUUAUAUUAGAGAAUAUGAUAAACUAUCAAAAAUUACCACAAUUUCAUUUAUAUGCAUGUCAUGAUUCAUCAAUUAUGUUAUUAUUAUUUGGUUUAAAUGUAUUCGAUGGUUGUUGGCCACCAUUUGCUGCUGAUGUUAUAUUUGAAUUAUAUACAACAACAUCAAUAUCAUCACCGUCACCAUCAUCAUCAUCAUCAUCACCGUCAUCAUCUAAGUUAUCCAGUAUGAAAUCUAACAUAAUACAUUCAGAUCAUAUUUCAUUAAUAAAUGAUAAUCUAAAUGAUUUAUGGUUUCGUUUAAUUUAUCUUGGUAAACCAUUAUCAUUAAAAACAUUAUGGGAUUUAUCAUAUUCUAAUCCUGAUCAUGAUCAUGAUCAUCAACAUCAUCAAUUAUCUGAUUAUACAAUGAUACCAUUUAAAGUAUUAUAUGAAUAUAUAAAUAAAGCUAAAAAUUAUAAUGAAUCUUAAUUAGAAUAUAAUAAUAAGUAUGUAUAAUCAUUUGUGUUAUUGUUUUGUUUGUUUGUUUGUUUACUUAUUUGCUUCCUGUUGAUGUUUUUUAUUGAUUUAUUGAUGAUGAUGAGGAUGAUGAAGAAGAAGGAGAAAAAAGGACGAAAUUAUGUAGAAAUUAAUAAUUGCAUGAUUAUUACUAUUUUUUUCUCUUUUUUUUGUUCUUUCUAGUCUGUUUUAUUAUCCUUAUGAGAUUUAUUUCCUUAGCAACAAUAUUAUGAUUAUGAUUAUUAUUAUUAUUAUUAUUUGUAUGGAUUUAUAUAUCUGUUUGUUUAUUGGAUUUUGAUUGUUUGAAUGUCCUUGAAUAUUUACCAUCAUCAUCAUCACCACCACCACCACCACCACACACACACUCUCUCCAUCUGUCCCUAACUAACUCCCUCCCUCCCUUUCAUGAUUAUACGUGUUCGAUUCCUAUCCUAAAUGAAUAACACAUGAAUUCACUAUUAAUUAAUUGUUUUUUUUUUUUAAGAUUUACAAAAUGUAUUUAAGUAAUGUAAUAAGAUUGAUUUUUGUUUCUUUUGUUUCCCUUUUUUAUCAUCCUUCUUUCUUUCUUUCCUUCAUUGAUAUUCAUUCAUUAAGUGAUAUGUAUUGUCUAGAAUGAUUUAAUGAAGUCAUUAGAUUCAUAUAAGAUUAUUGUAAUUAACUUUACUACUCAAUUCUAAUACUAACAAGAUGAUUUAAUUUGAUUAUUUAAAAGAAAGAAAAGUUUCUAUAGAUGAUAUCUAUAGAAGGAUCAUUAUCAUAAUCUAUGAAUUUAACUUCAUGCUAGAUUGAAUAUAUAUGAUAUAUAUGUUAGCUUAAAGAUAUUUACCCUAGGUUUCAAUAGCCCCCAAAUGCCCUGGUACAGCUGAGAGUGGGGAGAAUCCGCUCUCCCUCUAGAAAUGUUCUCACAUAACCACGCGUAUAUAGCCUCUGCCAGGGAAAUCCUACUCACUGCAUUCUCGUGGCAUGACUGUUGUUUACGAAAAUGAGAGGACGAAAAGCGAAUGUCCGGCGCUUUAACCGGAUCUCAAAUCAAUGGUGCAUAUGGGCUGGCUCCAGUAUCCUUCGGGAACAAAUGGCGUAUG